This is a messenger RNA of Scaptodrosophila lebanonensis, 495 nucleotides long. RefSeq lists its product as uncharacterized. The transcript is spliced from 2 exons. NCBI's taxonomy places the organism in Eukaryota, Metazoa, Arthropoda, Insecta, Diptera, Drosophilidae. The coding region runs from base 1 to 495 and encodes 164 amino acids. The record is from RefSeq and is a predicted model, not a curated record.
AUGAAUACUGACUGUAUGCUCACAAUUCUGUCAGCUCUACUGCUCCUUAACAGACUCGAGCAUACUCAGGCAGGCGUUAUUUUGCACAAUGGGGGCAGUGCCGUGUCUCAUCAAAGCUUCACACGACUCUCACAUGCACCGGCCUCAUCUGCAGCGCAAGUAAUACUGCCGUCCCCCGCCAAAUUAAUCCAGACGACCGUUCCGGCCAAGUUUACAUUGCCACAGGCCUCCUCCAAUCUGAUUCUGCCGCAUCAGACUGAAAUUGUGGCUGACACGCCCACACCUCGCAUUCUCAGCACUGGCAAGCGAACCAUCUUCGAGCCAGAAGUCGGCAAAUUCAAAGAUUCUAGGACGCUGCUAAGCUACACGCCAGCACACCUCACCUAUGCUGCCAAACCCGUGGUGCACCAAGUGUUGCCCCAACCCAAACCAGUGAGGAACAUUAGCUACGCCUCGCUCUUACCCGGACCUCGCAGCCUUAGCUAUAGUCAGUAG